AGGUGGGACCCGAACACUCUCCAGGGCCCCCGAAGGCCUGCAUGGCGUACAGGGGUGGGAAGGGGUGGGCGCUCCAUCCAUCCACCCCCACUGCUCCCACAAAGCCCUUCUCUUCCCAGCUGUGGCCACUGCAAGCACAAUGAGCCGUGCUCUCCAGAUACGGGCAGCUGUGAGUCCUGCGAGCCGGGCUGGAACGGAACCCAGUGCCAACAGCCCUGCCUGCCUGGCACCUUUGGCGAGAGCUGCGGACAGCAGUGCUCUCACUGCCGACAUGGGGAGGCCUGUCAGCCGGAUACUGGCCACUGUCAGCGCUGUGACCCUGGCUGGCUGGGGCCCAGGUGUGAAGACCCCUGCCCCACUGGCACCUUUGGGGAAGACUGUGGCUCUACCUGCCCCACCUGUGUUCAGGGGGCUUGUGACGCUGUGACAGGGGAAUGUGUCUGCAGUGCCGGCUACUGGGGGCCCAGCUGCAACGCCUCCUGCCCAGCCGGCUUCCAUGGACACAACUGCUCAGUUCCCUGUGAAUGCCCAGAGGGACCCUGCCACCCUGUCUCCGGGUCCUGCCAGCCGGGCUCUCGCAGUCGGGACGCCACCCUUAUCGCAAGCAGCCUUGUGCCUCUGCUGCUGCUGUUCCUGGGCCUCGCCUGCUGUGCCUGCUGCUGCUGGGCCACCCGGUCAGACCUCAAGGACAGGCCAGCAAGAGAUAGAGCUACCGUGUCCAGGAUGAAGAUGCAGGUCUGGGGAACACUGACCAGCUUAGGCUCCACACUGCCCUGCGGUUCCCUCAGCUCCCACAAGCUACCCUGGGUGACAGUUUCACAUCACGACCCGGAGGUCCCCUUCAACCACAGCUUCAUCGAGCCGCCCUCUGCCGGCUGGGCCUCCGAUGACUCCUUCUCAUCCGAUCCUGAGUCUGCAGAGGCAGACGAGGUUCCUGCCUACUGUGUGCCGCCCCACGAAGGGAUGGUCCCUGUGGCCCAGGCAGAGUCGUCGGAGGCCAGCCUGGCUGGAGGUGCUUUCCCGCCCCCGGAGGACGCCUCCACGCCAUUCGCCAUCCCACGCACCUCCAGUCUAGCUCGGGCCAAGCGGCCAUCGGUCUCCUUUGCUGAAGGUACCAAGUUUGCGCCGCAGAGUCGCCGAGGCUCGGGGGAGCUCUCCAGCCCGCUCCGAAAGCCCAAGAGGCUCUCCCGGGGGGCACAAUUAGGUCCUGAGGGCCGGGAAGCCGAAGAGUCCCCAGGCCUGGAGGAAGCAGAAACAGAUGAGUCCCUUCCUGCGGCUGCCAGUCCAGGAGAUUCAGCCACUGGCCACCGACGGCCCCCACUUGGUGGCCGGACAGUGGCUGAGCACGUGGAAGCCAUUGAGGGCAGUGUCCAGGAGAGCUCAGGCCCUGUGACCACGGUCUACAUGCUGGUGGGGACGCCCCGGGGAUCUGAAGGCCCUGUCCGCUCUGUCUUCCGCCAUUUUGGUGGCUUUCAGAAAGGCCAGGCAGAACCCAAGGUCAAGAGGGCCAUCCCUAAGCCUCCACGCCAGGCCCUGAAUCGGAAAAAGGGCAGCCCUGGCCUGGCCUCUGGCUCUGUCAGCCAGAGCCCCAACUCAGCCCCAAAAGCUCGGCUUCCUGGGGCCACAGGGCCUAUGGCAGUCAGACCAGAGGAAGUGGCCCGGGGGCUGGGGGCUGGCACGGAGAGUUCAGGGAGGGCCCAGGAGCCAGUCUCUGGGGCUGGCUUCCCGAAACAGGAUCCCCAGAAGCAGGCUGAAGAGGAAAGGCAGGAGGAACCUGAGUAUGAGAAUGUUGUAGCCAUCUCCAGGCCACCAGAACCCUGACGACCUUGCAUUUGGGGAGUGAGGAGACUGAAUGGGAUCAGAGCUGCCAUGGACUAGACUGUGCUGUAUGCUGGAAAAUGAUCCAGGACAGACAGACCAGAGCCUCUGCCCCUCCACAGGCAAAAGGCAAGGCUUCCAGGCCAGUUGGCCCAGGGCCCUGGUGGUGCUCCCAGAGGGGGCCUAGAAGGCCCGAGCAGAGACCCUGCAGGAUGGGGUCAGGAAGGGUUGCCUGCAGGGACUUCUCCUCUGCUGUCCUGGACCCUGUGUGCCUCAUAAGGGCUAUUCUUUCUUUCAUGUGCAAAACAUUUUUCUGAAAUGACAACCUACGUGUUUACUGAUAAAAGAUUGGCUAAACAAAUAUUUCUUUUUUGUUGUUGUUUGUUUUGUUUUGUUUUUGAGACAGAGUCUCGCUCUGUCCCCCAGGCUGGAGUGCAGUGGCGCAAUCUUGGCUCACUGCAAGCUCCACCUGCCAGAUUCACGCCAUUCUCCUGCCUCAGCCUCCCGAGUAGCUGGGGCUACAGGUGCCCACCACCAUGCCCGGCUAGUUUUUUUUUUUUAUUUUUAGUAGAGAUGGGGUUUCACCAUGUUAGCCAGGAUGGUCUCGAU
Molecule: messenger RNA, 2427 nt
Organism: Piliocolobus tephrosceles (Ugandan red Colobus)
Lineage: Eukaryota; Metazoa; Chordata; Mammalia; Primates; Cercopithecidae
Product: scavenger receptor class F member 1-like
Exons: 7
Biological process (GO): dendrite development; positive regulation of neuron projection development; heterophilic cell-cell adhesion
Cellular component (GO): membrane
Molecular function (GO): scavenger receptor activity; low-density lipoprotein particle binding
Source: RefSeq, a predicted model, not a curated record